GUAACGCGUCCAGUAGCUGCUUCUCCAACCGCCAGAAAACACUGGAGAAGAAAAAGCCGCUGCUCGCCUGAGCCGCUUUAGCCCCUCGAGUUAUAAAAAUAAAAACGCGUUAUUGUGUCUGGCUCUGAGGAUUUAAAACCCUGAGCUGUGUGAGGACAUGAAGACAGAGACAUCCAUGGAUGGAGAGACCUCAGAAGCCUGUGUGAAGAAAGAGGAGACGUUGGAGCUGAAUAUCUACAGCUAUGGAGACGAUCUCAACAACCCACCUGAAGGCCUCUCCGUUAAAGUGGAAGAUCCUGACGAUAAAGACUAUCUCUACUGUGAAGUUUGCAAAUCCUUCUUCCUCAACAAAUGCGAGGUUCAUGGACCACCCCUCUUCAUCCCCGAUACUCCUGUUCCCAUGGGAGUCCCUGACCGAGCCAGACAAACACUUCCUCUUGGGCUAGAAAUCCAGAAGUCCAGUAUUCCUGAUGCAGGCCUGGGAGUGUUUAAUAAGGGGGAGACUGUUCCAGUAGGUGCACACUUCGGCCCCUGCCAGGGAGAGCUGGUGAACCGAGAGGAAGCCAAGAACAGUGGAGCUUCCUUGGUUGUAUACAGGAGCAUGCAGUGUGAAGAAUACAUCGAUGCCAAAAGAGAGACGCAUGUGAAUUGGAUGAGGUAUGUGAAUUGUGCCCGUAAUGAAGAAGAACAGAAUCUUGUGGCAUUUGAGUAUCAAGGGGGAAUUCUGUAUCGUUGCUGUCAAUCGAUUAACCCUGGACAGGAGCUCUUGGUGUGGUAUGAAGAGGAGUACACCAAAGAACUUAGUCCUGCACCUACAGGAACAACCACACAGCAAGAAGUAAAGAAUGCUCUGCUGCAAGUCUUUUCAUGCUCCACAUGCCCUCGUUCUGAUGCAUCUCCAAUUUACCUUGACAAGCACAUCCAGAGAUGCCACUAUGAAGAGUACGUGAGACUGCGAGAAUCAGGAGAGAUUAAAUAUAAGCUUCAGAUCCCCUCCAAAUGCUCCAGUCGUCAACCAACAUCAACUGAUAUUAUCCAUUUUGAUACUUCCCAUAAUGAUAUACAGAAGGAAAUUCACCACUGCUCAGAUUGUGGAAAGAGUUUUAGUUAUCAGAAUGCACUCAAGACACACCAGCGCAUUCACACAGGGGAAAAGCGGUAUCACUGCUCACAGUGUGGGAAAAGUUUUACUCGCCAGAGUGAUCUCCAACGACACCAGCGCAUUCACACAGGAGAGAAGCCGCAUCACUGCUCACAGUGUGGGAAGAGUUUUACUGAACGGAGUCAUCUCCAAACACACCAGCGCAUUCACACAGGAGAGAAGCCAUAUCACUGCUCACAGUGUGGGAAGAGUUUCUCUCAGCAGAGUGCUCUCCGACUACACCAGCGCAUUCACACAGGAGAGAAGCCGUAUCACUGCUCACCGUGUGGGAAGAGUUUUACUCGUCAGAGUCAUCUCCGACGUCACCAGCGGAGUCACACAGGAGAGAAGCCGUAUCAUUGCUCACAGUGUGGCAAGAGUUUCUCUCAGCAGAGUUAUCUCCGACUACACCAGCGUAUUCACACAGGAGAGAAGCCGCAUCACUGUUCACAGUGUGGGAAGAUUUUUACUCAUCAGAGUGCUCUCCGACGACACAAGCGGAGUCACACAGGAGAGAAGCCGUUUCACUGCUCACAGUGUGGGAAGAGUUUUACUCAGCAGAGUUAUCUCCGAGUACACCAGCGCAUUCACACAGGAGAGAAGCCGUAUCACUGCUCACAGUGUGGGAAGAGUUUUAUUCAUCAGAGUUAUCUCCGACUACACCAGCGCAUUCACACAGGUGAGAAGCCAUAUCACUGCUCACAGUGUGGGAAGAGUUUUAAUCAGCAGAGUGAUCUCCAAACACACCAGCGCAUUCACACAGGAGAGAAGCCGUAUCACUGCUCACAGUGUGGGAAGAGUUUUACUCGUCAGAGUACUCUCCAAACACACCAGCGCAUUCACACAGGAGAGAAGCCGUAUCACUGCUCACAGUGUGGGAAGAGUUUUACUCAUCAGAGUGCUCUCCGACGACACCAGCACAUUCACACAGGAGAGAAGCCGUAUCACUGCUCACAGUGUGGGAAGAGUUUUACUCAUCAGAGUGCUCUCCAACGACACCAGCGCAUUCACACAGGAGAGAAGCCGUAUCACUGCUCACAGUGUGGGAAGAGUUUUAAUCAGCAGAGUGAUCUCCAAACACACCAGCGCAUUCACACAGGAGACAAGCCGUUUCACUGCUCACAGUGUGGGAAGAGUUUUACUCGUCAGAGUUAUCUCCGACUACACCAGCGCAUUCACACAGGAGAGAAGCCGUAUCACUGCUCACAGUGUGGGAAGAGUUUUACUCAGCAGAGUGCUCUCCAAACACACCAGCGCAUUCACACAGGAGAGAAGCCGUAUCACUGCUCACAGUGUGGGAAGAGUUUUACUCAUCAGAGUGUUCUCCAAACACACCAGCACAUUCACACAGGAGAGAAGCCGUAUCACUGCUCACAGUGUGGGAAGAGUUUUACUAGUCAGAGUCAUCUCCGACAACACCAGCGCAUUCACACAGCAGAGAAGCCGCAUCACUGCUCAGUGUGGAAAGAUGUUUGCUUGUUUAGUUACAUUUAAGACCUUCAAGUGCACUAACUCAGAGACACUGCAUGAUUUAAAGUUGUCAAAUUAAAUAUGGUUGUUACGGUUUUGACUGAAAAUGACCUGUACUUUGAACUUUAUUGUUCAUGAUACACUGGUCAACAAUUUUUCAGAAGUUGUCUGCUUCAGAGAUGAAAAUCUUCAACUUGUGUACUUGUGGGGAUUUUUUUCACCCCUUAUGUAUAUGAUUCUUUAAACAAAUAACACCAGAAGCAAACAAACCUCUUUGAAAAACAAUCAGUUAUUCUUUUAGCAAUGGCUAUGUACCUAAAUCCUUGUACCUAGCAGUUGUCAGACUCUUGAUUAAAGAACCUACCUCAACCCUUGUCAGCUGUUCCAUUAUAGGCCAAUAUCAA
Molecule: messenger RNA, 3015 nt
Organism: Neoarius graeffei (lesser salmon catfish)
Lineage: Eukaryota; Metazoa; Chordata; Actinopteri; Siluriformes; Ariidae
Product: zinc finger protein 271-like
Exons: 6
Coding region: 158-2635 (825 amino acids)
Biological process (GO): regulation of transcription by RNA polymerase II; cellular developmental process
Molecular function (GO): histone methyltransferase activity; RNA polymerase II cis-regulatory region sequence-specific DNA binding; protein binding
Source: RefSeq, a predicted model, not a curated record